CCCAAUCUCGGCUAUACUACUAAUAGGCGCGGCGCUCGGACUAUAAAACACAACAAAUCAUAAACCCGGCGGAGCAGCAGCAGCCGCGCGCGCCUCCCCUCCCGAUGAGUUCCUAUUUCGUGAACUCCACCUUCCCCGUCACUCUGGCCAGCGGGCAGGAGUCCUUCCUGGGCCAGCUGCCGCUCUACUCGUCCGGCUAUGCGGACCCGCUGCGGCACUACCCCGCGCCCUACGGGCCGGGACCGGGCCAGGACAAGGGCUUUGCGGCGUCCUCCUAUUACCCACCAGCCAGCGGCGGUUACGGCCGGGCGGCGCCCUGCGACUACGGGCCGGCGCCUGCCUUCUACCGGGAGAAGGAUGCGGCCUGCGCCCUCUCCGGCGCCGACGAGCCGCCCCCAUUCCAUCCAGAGCCGCGGAAGUCUGACUGCGCACAGGACAAGAGUGUGUUCGGAGAGACCGAGGAGCAGAAGUGCUCCACGCCCGUCUACCCGUGGAUGCAACGCAUGAAUUCAUGCAACAGUUCCUCUUUUGGGCCCAGCGGUCGGCGAGGCCGCCAGACGUACACUCGCUACCAGACCCUGGAACUGGAGAAGGAAUUUCACUACAAUCGCUACCUGACCCGGCGGCGGCGCAUCGAGAUCGCGCACGCCCUGUGCCUGACCGAGCGGCAGAUCAAGAUCUGGUUUCAGAACCGGCGCAUGAAGUGGAAAAAGGAGAGCAAACUGCUCAGUGCGUCUCAGCUCAGUGCGGAGGAGGAGGAAGAAAAACCAACCGAGUGAAGGUGCUGCAAAGGGAGGGGGGACGCGAAGGGAGAGGCCUGUGGGGUAACCGAGGGCACCCGAAAGCCCCAGAAGGCUCUGCGGUCGGGGGGAGUCUGGGGACUUGCUCUCCAGCGCAAGACGGGCGGGGCCCAAGCGCUCUCCUGGACGUCCCCGCCCGCAGAACUCUUCCUGGGCGCUUGGAGGCUGCCCACCCAGCACCCCAGCGCCUCCUCCCUCCCCGAAGAAACCACCUUGGCCUCAUCAGACUCCCUGGUGAGAACUGAGAAUCGGACUCACUUGACGUCUCUGGAAGCAGAGCAGAAUGCUCUUGUCCUUGUCGAGUCUCAUUUCGUCCAUGUCCCCCGUGCACGGUUCAAUGGUAGAUUCUCUGUCCCCUCAGCAGGGACCUGAAAGACUCCCUACCCCAGACUUGUCUCUCCUACCCCCUCCCCAAAACCACUGGAAGGAGCACAUACUACCUAGAAUUAAGAAGAGGAGCCUCAGAAGAAAACAAAGUUCUAUUUUAUUAAUUUUCUAUGUGUUGUGUUUGUAGUCUUGUCUUAGCUCGGGACGUGAAAUACUUCGGUAAUAAUAUUAAUAUUAUUAAUAAUGAUUAUGAUAAUGAUGAUGAUAAUAAA
This is a messenger RNA of Chionomys nivalis (European snow vole), 1399 nucleotides long. It is a transcript of the gene Hoxb6, whose product is annotated as homeobox B6. Gene Ontology annotation, cellular component: nucleus. The record is from RefSeq and is a predicted model, not a curated record. NCBI's taxonomy places the organism in Eukaryota, Metazoa, Chordata, Mammalia, Rodentia, Cricetidae. The transcript is spliced from 2 exons. Bases 105 to 779 code for a protein of 224 amino acids. Gene Ontology annotation, biological process: anterior/posterior pattern specification; regulation of transcription by RNA polymerase II. Gene Ontology annotation, molecular function: DNA-binding transcription factor activity, RNA polymerase II-specific; RNA polymerase II cis-regulatory region sequence-specific DNA binding.